CUUGUCCGGGUCUCCAAGUGGGAGGAGAGCACCGCAUCUCGGAACGCGCCGAGUAUAUGAGCACCCGCCACUGUCCACGCCGGCCUCCCUCGCGCGCGGCUCCUCAUCACUUCUCGCCUCGCCCGAAAAAGCUAUGGCCCUGCGCUCUCCCCGCCGCCAAGCGUAACGAGGCCGCCGUCGUCGGCAGCGCGAGGAGAGCCCCAGCGCGUACGUGCAGCUCUGCGCCGCGGGAGCUAGCUAGCCAGCUAGCUGUAGAGGAUGGCGCACGAUCCGAGCCUGGCGUACGCGGACUACUUCGCGGCGGCGGGCGGCGUGGCCACGCUCGUCCCGGAGGUGGACGCCGCGGGGGAGGACGACGGCCACCUGUACGGCGGCGCGAACGCGCACCACCACCACCACGGGCUCGACGUGUUCGGCGGGGCCAGGGGUGGCCUCGUGCCGGCCGCGGCGCACCACGGCAAGGGCGCCGCAGCCGCGCUCGGGGACUUCGGCCUCGGCGGCGCCGAGCACCACCGCCUGCUGCUGGGCCACGGCCAGCAGGCGCCGCUGACGUCCCUGUCGCUGCACGGGUCCGCCGAGGCCGCGUCGCUGGCGCUGCACCACCACCAGCUUGGCGGCGGCGCGCUCAGGCAGCACCAGCCGGCGGCGUGGCCGCCGCCGCCGCAGCAGCAGCAGCAGGGCGGCGCCGCGUGGCACCUGCGCGGCUCCAGAUUCCUGCCCCCGACGCAGCAACUGCUGCAGGAAUUCUGCGGCCUCCCCGUGGAGGCCGCCAGCGCGGCGGCUUCCAAGCCGCCGACGAAGCCGGGGAGCGAGGACGGCGCCGGGGAGGGGUCGUCGUCGUCCUCGGCCCCGUCGGCGCAGAUCCAGGCCAUGGACGCCGCCGAGCUGCAGAGGCUCAAGGCCAAGCUCUACGCCAUGCUCCAAGAGGUGGAGAGGAGGUACCGGAGGUACCGCGAGCAGAUGAGGGCGGUGGCGGGGUCCUUCGAGGCGGUGGCCGGGGAGCGGGCGGCGGCGGCGUACACGAGGCUGGCGUCGCGGACGAUAUCCAAGCACUUCCGGAGCCUGCGGGACGGGGUGGCGGCGCAGCUGCAGGCGGUGCGCCGGGCGCUCGGCGAGAAGGACGCCGACGGCGGCGGCGCCCCGGGGGCGGCCGGGAUGGCCAACAAGGGGGAGACGACGCCCAGGCUGCGGGUGCUCGACCAGUGCCUGAGGCAGCACAGGGCGUACCAGGCCGGCGUUCUCGAGAGCCAGCCGUGGAGGCCGCAGCGAGGGCUGCCGGAGCGCGCCGUCUCCAUCCUCCGGGCCUGGCUGUUCGAACACUUCCUGCAUCCGUAUCCAAGCGACGUGGAUAAGCACAUCCUGGCGCGGCAGACGGGCCUAUCACGCAGCCAAGUCUCCAACUGGUUCAUCAACGCGAGGGUGAGGCUGUGGAAGCCCAUGGUUGAGGAGAUGUACGCGGAGGAGAUGAAGGGCCCGCAGGAGGGCGGCGCCUGCAGCAACGCCGCCGCGAACAACAGCAGCAGCAACGCGAACCCUAGCGGCGUCUACGGCGGCGGCGCCUCCGAGCGGCUAGGGCAGGGGCGCGGCGGCGGCGACGACGGCGGCGGCGAGCGGAAGCCGACGCGGGCGCAGCUGCAGGUCCACGACGCCGGGUCCCUGGCCUCCGUCGUGAGCAUCGGCAGCGGCAGGGGCCCGCAGAACAUCGACUUCGGCAUGAUGGACGGCCACCUCGACUUCGACGCGUACAGCGACGCCCACGCCACGGGGCCCGGCGGGCACCACGGCUUCGGCGGGGGCGUGUCCCUCACGCUGGGGCUGCAGCAGCACGCCGGCGGCGACCCGCACGGCGGCGUGAACGUCGCGUUCGCGGCCGCGCAAUCGUCCGCGGCGGCGCACGAGUUCCUGUUCAUGGCGGGCGGCGGCGAGCAGCAUCAGCAGCAGAUGGUCGCUGACCAGGGCCAGUUCACCGCCGGAAUGGACGGCGACGGCGUGGCCGCCUCGCACUACCACCACCACCGGGGCAUCAGCGCCGCCACGGGGUUCCAGCUCCUCCACGACCUGGCCGGCUGACAGCAUGAUUAAUUAGCACGUAGCAGGGGACGGAGGGACCGUGAUGAUCAGAGCGGAGUGCGUGCUUUAAUUUGCUUUUGGAUUGUGGAGGAGGUUCACGCGGUGGUUGACGGGGAUGCGCCAACGGCAGCGAGCAGCAGCUAGCGGACGGCAUUGGGCUUGGGCAUGGGGCGCAUGGCGCGAGCGCAGCUUGUGCGCCUCUUGUGUGUAAGGGCGCUUUGGAUUUUUGUAGGGGUUUAGAUUCCUCUCCCUUCAAUUCUUGGCAGGGUGUCCCUGUCUGUCCUGUCCAUAUGUGUGUAUCAGUGUAUCUCUCCGGUGCUAGCUCGGCCAUAACCAUUGUUGCUCGCCGCCGCCGCCGUCUUGCGUGCUCCGUUGCACGAUGGCGCGUUAUGCUUGCGAGCGUCCAUUGGUUUUCUUCUUUUUGAGACUGGUAUAUACAUGUGCCUUACUAUGGGUAAAUCAAAUUUAUCUAUGAGCAUCGAUGCUCGUCGAAUGAAAUAUUUUUUCUCUCAAAA
Panicum virgatum (switchgrass) is the source of this 2585-nucleotide messenger RNA. Its product is annotated as homeobox protein BEL1 homolog. The record is from RefSeq and is a predicted model, not a curated record. The transcript has 5 exons. Gene Ontology annotation, biological process: regulation of transcription by RNA polymerase II. Gene Ontology annotation, molecular function: RNA polymerase II cis-regulatory region sequence-specific DNA binding; DNA-binding transcription factor activity, RNA polymerase II-specific. Lineage: Eukaryota; Viridiplantae; Streptophyta; Magnoliopsida; Poales; Poaceae. Bases 259 to 2070 code for a protein of 603 amino acids.